This is a messenger RNA of Planococcus citri (citrus mealybug), 2006 nucleotides long. RefSeq lists its product as uncharacterized. Lineage: Eukaryota; Metazoa; Arthropoda; Insecta; Hemiptera; Pseudococcidae. The record is from RefSeq and is a predicted model, not a curated record. Gene Ontology annotation, biological process: detection of chemical stimulus involved in sensory perception of smell; sensory perception of smell. Gene Ontology annotation, cellular component: plasma membrane. Bases 339 to 1580 code for a protein of 413 amino acids. The transcript has 4 exons. Gene Ontology annotation, molecular function: odorant binding; olfactory receptor activity.
UCUUAUUCUCAUCGAUUAUUAUUCGAACAUACUCGUAAAUUCAUUACCACUUCCACAAUUGAUUUCAAUAUGACCAACUAAUGAUGUAGUCAAGAUUUUUCCAAUGCAGGGGAAACCUACUUUAUAUUUACUUAAUGUAUAAUUAAAACAACAUACUUACAGUAAAAUUCAGCACACCCACAUAUAGGUAGGUAGUAGGUACCUAAUUACAUUGAAAUCAGUAUUUGCAUAUUCGAGUAUAUCAGUUCGGAAUCGGUCUUAUGGUUGGGCAACUUAGUUAACCAGUUUUCGAUUCCCACAUUAAAUUCAUAGUAACUGUGAUUGACAAUUUUUACAUCAUGGAAGUGAUAAGAGAUAUUAAAAAAAUAGUGCUCCAAAUAUUCGGAAUAGAGAAUAUGUUCGGAUUCGAGACAACGUUAGCCAAUCAGCUUUAUUUAUUCUAUUGCAUGUCGGGUAAUAUGUAUUACACGGAUAAAAUACACCGGAAAACAAAAUUCGUGUGGUUCUGUAGCAUUUACUCGGUAUUUAUACAAAUCGCAUUUUCUAUAUUAUCAUAUCUAAUCUAUGGUAGGCAGACUGGGGAUCUUCUGCUACUUGUUUACACUGGAUUCAUGAGCAUGUUGGCAGUAAUUGCAUUACUUGUGAAACCGGCAAUCAUGUUCGCAUACAGAAAUGAAAUAGAACGAAUGAUUUUGAUGGCUGAUCUAAUGCAGAAGAAAAAAAAAAGUCAAUCUAAAGGCGAGUUUGACGCCAAGCAAAUACUAAUGACCGGUCUGACAGCAUAUUUUAUACCAAUUAUACCAUACUUUUUGAUUACUGCACUGGAUAUUGUGUUAUUUUAUGAGGGAGAAAAAAUAUACAAUUAUGUAUAUUAUCUGGUGCCACUUUCCGGUCUUGAACACUACGGAUCGCCGGAACUUUACUCAUUUGUUACCAUCGUGUCCGUUGGGCAAGGAAUCAGCUGUGAGUUGGUAUUUAUAGGUGAAUUCCUUUUACCAUUACCUUGGAUCGUUGUUUGUCAUAAUGAGGCUCAACGCAUCAUCGACGAAUUGAAUUCAUUAGGUACAGAUGUUGAUAUCAAUAUCGACAAUUACGAAAGUAUGGAACCAAAGUUCAAGAAUGUCUUGGAAAAAUGUAUACAAGAUAUAAAUGAUCUCAGAAGACUGAUUUCAAUUUUUCGAGGCUAUGUAGAAGCCACAGCUGGUAUUACACUUCCAGUUCUUUUGUACGUUGAAGUUGCCCACGCUUUGGUUUUUAUGUCGCCAGAUACUCCAUUCAUAGUGAAAGUGAGAGAACUCUCUGUUUUUAUAGCGACAAUUCAAGAUGUUUUUAUCCUCUGUUGGAUGGGAGCCACGCUCGAAAAAAUGACAUCAGAUUUAUCCUUCGCCGUAUAUUCUACACCUUGGUAUUGGUUCAAAGGCAUUCGCAAAGACGUUUAUAUACUUCUAUGCGAGACACAAGCACCACUUAUUCCAGUCGCCCUCAGUGUUUAUCCCUUGACGUUGGCAACAUUUCUUCGAUUUUGCAACGUUAUCAAUUCAUCAGUAAAUGUUGUUCGAGCCUACACUCAAAAGUCAUAGCUAAUGCAUACUAAUCUAAUUCAAUCACAAAUGAUAAAACAUAAAACGGUUGUUUUUCAUAAGUUUAUGUACUUACCUACCUAAUAUUUUGUCAUCAAAUUCACCCAUGUUUCGAUAAUCAUUACCCAUACGUAUUCAUAAUAAUUCCAAUAGGUAUUAAUCAAUGAAAUGUAACAAUAGGUAGUGUUACUGAUCUAACUAUAGAAAUUUAAAUUUUUUUUCUUUUUAAAUUAUGUAGUGUACACAAUUUUCAUUAAUUAUUCACGCUGUACGCACCAAUUAUUUUAAUAUCUGACAACAGGAUCUUUUGAACUGACACCCAAUGAUUCCAACACUAUUACUUUAUUGAUGCUUAAUUUAAAAUAGUACAUAGGUAUAAUAGGUAUAAAUAAUUGUAUUUCUAUAAUAGGUAGUGUUUAUUUUAGC